UCUUGUGAGAACAUAACAAUCAUUAUUACAACGCAAACUUCAACUUGUAAUCAAGGGAGAGAGAAAAUUUCAAGCACAAAAAAUGGCGGAGAAGAAAGUGGUGAUCCUAGGAGGUGGUGUUGCCGGUGCCAACCUUGCAAAAACUAUACAACAUCAAGCCAACGUCACCCUUAUUGAUCCGAAGGAAUAUUUUGAGAUUCCAUGGGCAAGUUUGAGGGGAUUGGUUGAGCCAACUUUUGCUGAAAGGAUAGUAAUCAACCAUAGAGAGUACUUCAAAAAGGGUAACCUUGUUGUAUCCAGUGCUGUCAACAUAACUGAAACUGCAGUGGUGACUGAAGAUGGCCAGCAGAUUGCCUAUGACUAUCUUGUUAUUGCCACUGGACACACAGAACCAAUCCCCAAAACCAGGAGUGAAAGACUUGACCAAUACAAAGGAGAAAAUGCAAAGAUCAAAUCUGCAAGUUCAGUUUUGAUUGUUGGGGGAGGUCCAACUGGUGUUGAGCUUGCAGCAGAGAUUGCUGUUGAUUUUCCUGAUAAGAAGGUCACCAUAGUGCAUAAAGGAACGAGGUUGCUUGAAUACAUUGGGACAAAAGCUUCAAGCAAGACUUUAAAGUGGCUCAAAUCAAAGAAAAUUGAUGUGAAACUAGAACAAUCGGUCGAUUUGAGCUCCUCUUCUGAAGAAAAUAAGACAUAUCAAACUUCAAAUGGAGAGACUAUAAAAGCAGAUCUUCAUUUUCUAUGCACAGGGAAACCACUUGGUUCAACAUGGAUUAGAGAAACUCUUCUAAAGAAUGACUUGGAUGCUGAUGGAAGGAUCAAGGUCGAUGAGCACUUGAGAGUGAAGGGCAAGAGCAACAUUUUUGCAAUUGGAGAUAUUACAGAUGUUCAAGAAAUCAAACAAGGGAUGUAUGCAAGUGCUCAUGCUCAAGUGGUUGCCAAGAACCUGAAGCUAUUGAUAGAGGGAGGAGGCAAAGAGCGUAAGUUGGGAACAUACAAGGCACAGCCACCAAUAUCUAUAGUUUCACUUGGAAGGAAAAUAGCUGUUGCACAGUUCCCAUUCAUGACUGUGCUUGGAAGGCUUCCUGGCAUGAUCAAGUCAGGGGAUUUGUUUGUUGGGAAAACCAGAAAGGAAUUAGGACUCGAACCUAAUGUUAAAAAAUCUUAAAUUUGGUAUAUUGAGUGAGUGUUGUGGUGUGUAAUUGUGUAUAUACACUUCUUCAACUCUUUUUCUUCCUUGUCAUUGUUGUGCAUGUGUAAGUUGAUUGUAUGUGUUUACUUUCCUAUUGUAUUCAACAAAUUACUUUGUAUCUGUAAUGUUUCUUAAUGAUUUUGAUGUUGUCGGUGUUGUCUCUUGAGAUAUGGGAUUGGAGUCAGAAGCAGAAUGAGUUAGAGUGUUAUUCAUUGGACAAUUUACUUUCGGUUUUAUACUGUGUA
Messenger RNA from Glycine soja, 1434 nucleotides. Its product is annotated as apoptosis-inducing factor homolog A-like. Lineage: Eukaryota; Viridiplantae; Streptophyta; Magnoliopsida; Fabales; Fabaceae. Gene Ontology annotation, cellular component: cytoplasm. The coding region runs from base 83 to 1165 and encodes 360 amino acids. The transcript is spliced from 4 exons. The record is from RefSeq and is a predicted model, not a curated record. Gene Ontology annotation, molecular function: electron-transferring-flavoprotein dehydrogenase activity; flavin adenine dinucleotide binding.